This is a messenger RNA of Erinaceus europaeus (western European hedgehog), 1811 nucleotides long. It is a transcript of the gene TRAF3IP3, whose product is annotated as TRAF3 interacting protein 3. Bases 519 to 1400 code for a protein of 293 amino acids. NCBI's taxonomy places the organism in Eukaryota, Metazoa, Chordata, Mammalia, Eulipotyphla, Erinaceidae. The transcript has 4 exons. The record is from RefSeq and is a predicted model, not a curated record.
CAGGGGUCCUGAGGACCUAAGGCCCACGCCCACGCCCACGGACGCCAGACCCAGAGGAUCUUCCACACUGAGCCCUGAGUGGGGCCUGGGGGGACCUGGAGCAGCAGGCAGGGAGGCAGGUGCCGCUCCCCAGGCCUCCUCUGAACCUGAAGGCCGGAGGUGUCCGCAAGUGCAUUGAUUUGAAAACAUUAGUUAGGUUUUCUGAGGACAGCAAAUCCCCAAGGAUACAAAGACCACAAAACCAAAACAAUAACAAAAAUACCCCAGGCUCUUUGCCCAAGAAUUUACAAAUGGCUCAGCCAGUGGAGGGGUGGGCGGAGAGGAGCCCAGCAGGGGCCCUGUGGAGCCUCCACAGCCUGGGUGGGGGAGACAGGUGAGCUGCUGAAGGGUGGGGUCUGCCAGCAGGCAGCCCGGAGGGAGCGGACAGAGCCUGAGAAUCAGAGGCAGGACAGUGAAGGUGCCGGGGGUUCAAGUCCGGGCCUUUGGUGGGCAAGGCCUGUGCCCCCACGUGCUCAUCUAUGUCCCGGGCCCCACCCACUUGUCCGGCUGGCCCCCCUCCGGAAGGGCCCGAACUCUCCAGGGACCCCAGCUCAGAGCCUGGCGCCCUGCUGGGCACAGAGGGCGGGCAGCGGCGCACCCGGUCAAGCGCCCAGUGCUCUGCCCGACCACAGAGGCAAGCUCCCUGGGGGGUGAAGAAGGCGCUGCUGCAGAUGGAGGCCGAGAGGAGCAGCCUGGAGCAGAAGGCCAAGGAGUCCCUACAGAGGGCGCUGCAGGAGAGGCUGCAGCUACAGAGCACACAGCGCUCCCUGGCCCUGGCUGAGCAGAAGUGUGAGGAGUGGAAGUGCCAGUGCGAGGCCCUGAAGGAAGACUGCAGCAGCCUGGGGGCGCGGUGCCAGGAGCUGGAGAGCCGGCUGCACAUGCUGCAGUCCAAGCUGCAGCCUGCGGCAGGGAGCAGCUCCAGACGUCUGCGCGCUGAGGGCCGCUGGCUGGGCACCUGGCCGUCCCCUCACACCAUUUCCCUCCCUUUCAGAGCAGCUGAAGGGGGCGGAGGAGGAACGGGCGGCAGCACCUGCAGAGUCUGCCUCGGAUGCCGUCCUUCCGGCCGCUGGAGCAGAACAGACGGCUGGCGGAGAAAGGUAGCCCACUUACCCCCGAGCCCGUCCUGCCCGUCGGGGCGAGAGGGCUGGGCCCGAGAGCACCUCACUAGGCAGCCUCCCACAUGGGGCAAAGAAACCGGAGGACCCCCACGCCCUCUGCAAGCGGUCCGUGUGGAAAGCUUCAAUAAACGGACUGAACUCGUCUCCACGUCCAUGCGCACACAACGUCCAUGCGCACACACCCGUCUUCUGGGCCCCCGACCCCAGUGGACCCGAGGCCGGGCUGCUGCCAAGGCUGCCUAAGACUUGCCCUCGCCCGUGUGCCAGGCUCCUCUGGUCACCAUCGCGGGCACACGAGGCAGCCCGCGAGAAAGGAAGGUGCCGGGUGGCGGUCAGGGACGCGGCUGAGGCAGGUCGGACCUCUGGCUCCUGCCCCGGGUCUUGGCCCGGAGUGGCCUGCAGGAGGCCAACGCCGCUUCAGCCGGAGCCCCGGCUCAUCUGGAGUCUGCCAUCCGAGACUCCGGGCGACGGCCAGGAAGGGAAGAGGCUGCUCUCGGGGCCAAGCGCCGCUGCGGCCGGGCCCAUCUGGGUCCCCACGGGGCUCCCUGGACACCAGAGCUCCACCCAGGCGGUCGUGGGGGGACGGGUCCGUCCCCUCCGCCCCAGCAGUCCUCCCGGAAACACCAGGCUCCCAGCUGCCUCGGCGCGCUGGGC